GUCGUCCGCUUUCAGACUCCAUGAUCUGCUGCCGAGCGGCGCGCCGCGAUCAUCCCCGCGUGCGUACAUGACGCCCCUCCGCGCGUCGAGCGGCGCUCAUAUCUCCGCUCAAAUGGACUAAGAGUGAUCUCGUGAGGAUGGAGAGCGUUAAACUGAAGAAGAGCAGCGCUCUGAGUGUGGCCUUGAGAUCCACAGCAGACCACAACGAUGAAGAAGAAGACGAUGAAGGCCAGAGAGCGUCAAACCCCCGUCAGACGAGCUCAGACGAGCCGCGGACCCGAACCCAGAGCCCAGCCGAGCUCAGUAAAGCCUGCAAGAGCAGCUCCAGUCUGCUGCUGAGGAAGAGGAGGGUAAAGAGGCAUGUGUCCAGCAUCAGCUCGUCUCAUAGCCGGAGUCAGAUGCUGCUGAGACACAGAGCCAGUCCUCAGCUGCAGCUGUCCGACCGCCAGUGGGUCCGCCAGGACCUGCGCCGUGGCUCCGUACACGUGCACGACCGGCUGCUAGUGCGGUCUCAGCCGGCCCAGCCCGUUCUGUGCACCGUGGAGAGCUCAGCGGCCGAGAUAGCCCAGCGCCUGCAGCAGGCCAGCGGCAAAUCAGGCUCGGUCCUGAGGCUGAACACCAAGAGCAACCUGUCUAACGGGAACUGCGACGGCGAGUACCCACUUAGACACCUUCACACAGGGGCCGAGAGCCUCCCGGACCAGCCCAACGACCGGCUGCGGCUCCUGCUGCUGGGGAAGGACCAUCAGUACCAGCAGCAGGAGUACGACAUCUACACACCCUCCAAAGUGGACCGCGGGUCCCCACAGGACGAGGACUCCGUCAAGAGGUCCGCGGGCUCCGAUGUGGAGAGCAGCAGCGCUUGCGACGACCUGAGCUCCGGGGCCCGGUUCAGCCAGCACCGGGACUCGCUCAGCGACGACAUGAUCCUGGGCACGGAGGCCUCGGCGUUCGACAGCAGCGCCGCCGAGGGCCUGGACACAUACGGCAGCUCCUCGGACGAGCUGGAGCUGGACUGUGCAACAGGGCCCAUCCUGCCGGACCCCGAGACGGAUGAAGCCGAAACACCUGCCGCCGGGAGCAGUCCGGACGAAGCGGUCACAGAUUCGGACUCCAGCCCGGUGCUGUACGUUCAGCUGCACGGCGAGGCCGCCCGGCGUCUGGGGCCCAAUGAGAGGCCCCUACAGAUUCAGAACGACUUUCUCUUUAAACUGGGAUUUAAAGACCCGUGGCGGGUCCAGGAGGAGGGGAUGAACACUGAGCUGGGAUCACUCCUGCGCUUCUACGCAGGUAAACAACAGCGCUUAUGUGUGAGAGUCGUGAGGCAGGUGUUUACAUCGGCCCCCGUACACGAGGAGUUUGCUGUCAGCUGAUGUUAUGUGUUCACAGCAAACGCACCUCUGAAUUUAGAGUAAAAACACUGAUCGUGGCUCACUGUCUCGGUCUGCUGUUGGCUGUGUGCUCAAUCCCUUUUAAACCUCCCAGAGGAGAAUGUUUUGCUCUCUGUUAGGUUUAUUUAGUGUCAACAUUUGUCUCGCGUGCUUCUCCAGAAAUUCCUGUGAAGAACAUAAAUGAGGUGCUAUCUGAAUCUGAGAAAUAUUUGAGUUCAUAGUGAGAUCCCUGAGGCUUAUUCGCAGACUUUGGCACAAAACAAACAGAGAAUACAUGUGCAUGCAGAAGAUUUGACACGAGUGCAGGUGAUGUCAGGAUCAAGCGGAUGUUAUACUGCAUGUGCAUGUGUUUAUUUACUUACUUUACAAAUGAAUAACCUUGCAAAUUUGACUUUACAGAAGUGUUUACAAACCUCACGAACACAGAAUACAUGUGCAUGCAGAAGAUUUGACACGAGAUAUCAGCUCUCUGUCUGAGUGAUGUCAGGGUCAAGCGGAUGUUAUACUGCAUGUUCAUGACAAAAAUAGUGCAACAAUCCUCGAUUUAUAUACUUAUUGUAAACAGAACUUGCUAAAUGAAUAACCUUGCAAAUUUUGCUUUACAGUAAUGUUUAGAAACACACAGAACGCGUGUGCAUUCAGUAGAGUUUGCGUGAGAGAUCAGCUCAUGUAGCGUCGCUGUGGCGGUGUGGUGAAUGCAUGUCAAACCUGAGCCUCCAGUCGCUGUCUUUACAACUUUGUAAGAGCAAGCAUGCAUUCACAACGAUCCUGCAUGUUUAUGUUCCCAUGGAUCUCUCUCUCUC
This is a messenger RNA of Sinocyclocheilus anshuiensis, 2194 nucleotides long. RefSeq names its product PH domain leucine-rich repeat protein phosphatase 1-like. The transcript has a single exon. The coding region runs from base 138 to 1373 and encodes 411 amino acids. The record is from RefSeq and is a predicted model, not a curated record. Lineage: Eukaryota; Metazoa; Chordata; Actinopteri; Cypriniformes; Cyprinidae.